CUUCUCUUCAGACCUUUACUGCGUGGAUGACAGCUUGCCUUUUAUCCUCAACAUCUGCCUGGCCAACACGUAUGGGCUCCUGGGCCUGCUGGUGAUGAUCACCUACGGCCUCCCUUGGAUCGCUCUGGUCUUGCUCCCCCUGGCUGCCCUCUACUUCUCCAUCCAGCGCUACUACCGGCGCACCUCCCGUGAGCUCAAGCGCCUUUACAGUCUCACCCUCUCGCCCAUCUACACUCACUUCUCCGAGACCCUCUCAGGGCUGAGCAGCAUCAGAGCCAUGCGGGCAACACGCAGGUUUGAGGUGGAGAAUCAGCUGCGCCUGGAGCAAAACCAGCGCUGCCUCUUGGCCAGCAACGCAGCGAUGCAGUGGCUGGACAUCCGCUUGCAGAUGAUCGGGGUUGCUGUGGUUACUGCUAUUGCAGGAAUUGCCAUUAUCCAGCACCAGAAGCAACUAGGAAAUCCAGGACUUGUGGGCCUGGCACUCUCAUAUGCCUUGUCUGUCACAAACCUGCUCUCAGGCCUCAUUUCCAGCUUCACUAUGACAGAAACCAUGAUGGUGAGCAUGGAGCGGACAGAGGAGUACGCAACAGACAUCCCCAUAGAGCCCCAGGAUAAGGUGGUCCAGGUUGCUGCUGACUGGCCAAGCCAGGGGCAUGUGGAGUUCCAAGAGGUGGUUCUGGCGUACCGAGCAGGCCUGCCCAACGCACUUGAUGGAGUGAGCUUCGCUCUGUAUCCCGGGGAGAAGGUGGGGAUUGUGGGUCGCACAGGAUCCGGGAAAUCUACCCUUUUCUUGGCGCACUUCCGCAUGCUGGAGCUGAAAGCAGGGCGGAUUCUCCUGGAUGGUGUCGACAGCCGGCUGGUGGGCUUGAAAUACCUGAGGUCCAGGCUGGCCAUCAUCCCCCAGGAUCCAUUUCUGUUUAGCGGCUCAAUUCGAGAGAACCUGGACCCGCAGGGCCAGCACACAGACUCUGAGCUGUACCAGGUGCUAGAGCAGUGCCACCUGCGGGACGUGGUCCUUCACAUGGGUGGAUUGGACAGCGAGCUGGGAGAGAGAGGGAAGAGUCUGUCUGUGGGACAGAGGCAGCUGGUGUGUUUGGCCAGAGCCCUCCUGACACAGGCCAAGGUGUUGUGCAUUGAUGAGGCCACAGCCAGCGUGGAUCAGAAGACAGACCAGGUGUUGCAGCAGACCAUCCGCCAGCGCUUCGCUGACAGAACGGUUUUGACAAUUGCUCACAGGCUCAACACCGUUCUGGACUCGGACCGCGUGCUGGUGAUGCAGGCCGGGAGGGUGGCAGAGCUGGACUCCCCGGCCCGCCUGCGUGGGAAGGAGGGAUCCUUGUUCCAGCAACUCCUGCGCAGCGGACAGCAGUGA
Molecule: messenger RNA, 1372 nt
Organism: Tinamus guttatus (white-throated tinamou)
Lineage: Eukaryota; Metazoa; Chordata; Aves; Tinamiformes; Tinamidae
Source: RefSeq, a predicted model, not a curated record